AUGAAUAAUAACCUAAGAGGACAUCUAAUAAAAGGUACAAACCCUCCCUUCCUUGUUGACCUAUUCCGUAAUAUACCCAAAAGGAAAAACCUUAAAAGGGGGCCCCCAGCAACCCCUUAUCCUCUGCCUCAGGGGGCCCUCCAGGGGGGCCCUCAUAUGGGGAGCCCCCCUCCGGGGGGCCCCCCAUAUGAGGGCCCCUCUACUGGGGAAGCUCCUCCUGGGGGGCCCCCAACUGGGGGCCCCCUGCCGCUGCAACAGGGGCCCGAGCCAGAGGGGCCACAAGAUGGUGGUAUGAGUGGGGGCCCCCCUCAGCAGAAGGGUAGAAAUUUAAUAGAAAAAAUAUUAGGUGUUCCUCCUUAUUUAAUAUUUAGAUUACCUAUAGGACAACCAAUAAAUAUAAAAGGUGUUUAUGUUACUCUUAUUGAUGCUAAUCAUUGUCCAGGAGCUGUAAUGUUUCUUUUUGAGGGUCCUGGUGUUGGUCGUUCUUUGCACUGCGGGGAUUUUCGUUAUUGCCCUACAAUGCUGCAAACACUAAACCCUAAACCCUCGCCGAGUUCUGACCCCCAAACCCUAAACCCUAAUUCUCCUCCUCAACAACAGCAACAAAUAGAUAAAAUAUAUUUAGAUACAACUUAUGCAGAGGUUAAGACCUCCUUUCCCCCUCAGCAAGAUGUUCUUUCUGCUGCUCUACAAAUAGCCACACAGGAGGCUGGGGGUUCAACAAAUGUCCGCUUCCUUGUUGGCACAUACACUAUUGGUAAGGAACGAAUUGCUCUUCAUGUUGCUCGCGGCUGCCAAUUAAAAAUAUUCGUCGCACCAGAGAGGCGAAGGGCUUUUAGGUGUUUAGAGUUCUCUCCUGAGGACGCCGCAUUGUUUACAGAAAACCCUCAAGAUGCGCAGGUUGAUUUGGUGCCAAUGAAUGUUUGUGGCUCUACGUUCCCCCCUCGAGGCAACUUUAGAGGUAUUCGUCAAUACUUGCAUACUAUUGGGGUUUCUGCUGCAACACGAGUAGUUGCAUUCGUGGGUACUGGAUGGGCAGCAGGAGCAAAGAAACCGUUUCUGAAAGAAGAAAAAAUAAGUAUUUAUUUUUUGCCUUAUAGUGAGCAUUCAAGUUGUGCUGAACUUGAGGAAUUUGUUAAGGCAUUAAACCCUAAAGAAGUGAUACCUACAGUAACAGGUAAUGAGGAAGAAGAUUAUAAUCGUCUUUAUUAUUAUUUUAAUAAUUUAGAGUGUUUAAGGGGAUUAAAUAUGACGAAAGAAAAGAAAGAAAAAUUCAACUUUACAGCAGCAGCAGCAGCAGCAGCAGCAGGAGCAGCAGGAGCAGGAGCAGCAGGAGCAGCAGCAGCAACAGCAGCAGCAGGAGGAGGAGGAGGAGCAGCAGCAGCAACAGCCAGCAGCAGCUUCUAUCACAGCAAACAAAAGAGAGAAGGACACAAUAACAGCAUCAAUCAGCACCAACAGCAGCAGCAGCAGCAGCAGCAGCAGCAAACAGCAGCAGCAGCAGCAAAAAAAAGACCAUCAUUAACACAAACAACAUUAACUAAUUUCUUCUCUCUUUCCUCUAAAAUACAAAAAAAAGAAGAAGAACUUAUACUACUUAGUGAUUAA
Eimeria maxima is the source of this 1608-nucleotide messenger RNA. Its product is annotated as DNA cross-link repair protein, putative. The record is from RefSeq and is a predicted model, not a curated record. Bases 1 to 1608 code for a protein of 535 amino acids. Gene Ontology annotation, molecular function: damaged DNA binding; 5'-3' DNA exonuclease activity. The transcript is spliced from 11 exons. Gene Ontology annotation, biological process: protection from non-homologous end joining at telomere; interstrand cross-link repair; double-strand break repair via nonhomologous end joining. Lineage: Eukaryota; Apicomplexa; Conoidasida; Eucoccidiorida; Eimeriidae.